Molecule: messenger RNA, 648 nt
Organism: Suillus clintonianus
Lineage: Eukaryota; Fungi; Basidiomycota; Agaricomycetes; Boletales; Suillaceae
Exons: 12
Coding region: 1-648 (215 amino acids)
Source: RefSeq, a predicted model, not a curated record
AUGGCCAUUGGAACAUCCGGGGCUGUAGUUGGGACUUCAGGGGAACAUCAGUUAAAUGGCCAUUGGAACAUCCGGGGCUGUAGUUGGGACUUCAGUUUAAUGGCCAUUGGAACAUCCGGGGCUGUAGUUGGGACUUCAGGGGAACAUCAGUUUAAUGGCCAUUGGAACAUCCGGGGCUGUAGUUGGGACUUCAGUUUAAUGGCCAUUGGAACAUCCGGGGCUGUAGUUGGGACUUCAGGGGAACAUCAGUUUAAUGGCCAUUGGAACAUCCGGGGCUGUAGUUGGGACUUCAGUUUAAUGGCCAUUGGAACAUCCGGGGCUGUAGUUGGGACUUCAGGGGAACAUCAGUUUAAUGGCCAUUGGAACAUCCGGGGCUGUAGUUGGGACUUCAGUUUAAUGGCCAUUGGAACAUCCGGGGCUGUAGUUGGGACUUCAGGGGAACAUCAGUUUAAUGGCCAUUGGAACAUCCGGGGCUGUAGUUGGGACUUCAGUUUAAUGGCCAUUGGAACAUCCGGGGCUGUAGUUGGGACUUCAGCAAAUCCGCGAGAUAUCAAGCGGUUAUCCGCCACCCUACCUGGUUUAUGUAGGAAAAAUACAAUUAGAUAUGGGAGAGCACAUGUUAAGACACAUCAGAUCAUGUGGUGCUGA